AUGUCUUGUCUGCGUAUCUUGAGCUCGCUUCCCUUCAUGCCUCGCUCCGUGCCGGGACAUCACGAACAUUACCAUGCUUUCCAGCGCAAACACACGCUCUCUACCUCAACUAUGUCCACUCUCUUCAACCACGUUCAAGGCCCCGGACCCGAGCCAUCUCGAGCAAACCAUUUGCGAAUACGCUGA
This is a messenger RNA of Sodiomyces alkalinus F11, 186 nucleotides long. RefSeq lists its product as hypothetical. The record is from RefSeq and is a predicted model, not a curated record. Lineage: Eukaryota; Fungi; Ascomycota; Sordariomycetes; Glomerellales; Plectosphaerellaceae. The transcript has 3 exons. The coding region runs from base 1 to 186 and encodes 61 amino acids.